GGACGUGUUGAACGAGAUUCGCAUUGUGUACUACAAGAAACAGUACGAGCACGUAUGGUACCAAGAAGUGUGCGUUACGGUAUGUUGGGAAGGAACAGAAACUUCACAAUCAAACCGUCCACGAUCGAAGUGCACCUGUCGGGGACAGAAGAAACCUACCACGGAAGCCUUUCGAUAAGGCCUUUUCUAUUGUUGUACAACAAAGGAAUGGAAUGGAGCGACCUUKCUAGAUAGCGUUCGUAUCGCAACGAAGGACAUCGGCAGCAGAGUGCAAAGACCCGAAAGAAUUCAACAGCAUUCUGGUUCAUUCCAACAARCAAAGCAUUGUUCGUUCGGUUCGUUCCGAUCGUUUCGUUUCUCCCGCAAGACGCAACACACCGCRACGCACUACGGAGCAGAAUACGAUGGGACCGGCGGCGGAACAGCACAACAAUGGUUUUCCCGCAUCCGCGGUCGUUCCCCCUCCGGCGGCGUUUCCGACGCUAGCGGGCGAAGCACCUCCCACCAAUGCCGGCACCGGUUGCAGCGGAAGCCUCCGGRCCCCGCGGCGGCCCCCGGGCGACGAAGAAAGGGAGGCCGAAGGGCACGCCUUCGAGRCCARUGCGGCAKCCGCACCGGCCGAAGCCCCCGCGGCCGGUUCGCCGCGAGACCAGGAGCGACUCCCGCCGACGGAAGGAAGCACGAAAGACGCGAAACGACGGGCCGGGGGGAAGCAGGACGCGGCCCGGGGGGUCCCCCGCUCCGAUUCCACGGCCGAUCCGCUGGUUKUGGCCCUGUCGAAGCCCGUCCGGUCCUACCUGGCCUCGAUCGGCGUCACCACCGCCGCCCAGCUCCUCCUCGCCAGGACGACCGACCUCGCGGAGGGCCUCCCCUCCUGGAGGCGCGAGAGGGGCAUGGCCCCGCUCCGGGGCCGGACCGGGRCGCUCUCGUCGGUGAGUGUGUGGAAGAACAAGGUCCGGAGAAGGGCGGCCGCGGUGGGGGCCCACGGCCUGGCGGGGGUGAACGCGGGAACCAACGCCAAGAUUCCGCGRAAGCCGCCUCCGUGAGCCCUGCCAGGAAAGGGCAGGGAACGGUCGUAUACGGGAACUUGGAUCGAGAAAAAAAUAGGAUUCUGCRAURRUGCACKGCAACCGGGGAGAUAUUGGCGGCGACGAUGGARRGAGUUCUCGGCGGUAUGGAAAGGAACUAAACRGAAUGUUUCGU
Messenger RNA from Pseudo-nitzschia multistriata, 1203 nucleotides. Lineage: Eukaryota; Bacillariophyta; Bacillariophyceae; Bacillariales; Bacillariaceae. The record is from the annotation of a GenBank genome assembly.